Danaus chrysippus (African queen) is the source of this 2094-nucleotide messenger RNA. Lineage: Eukaryota; Metazoa; Arthropoda; Insecta; Lepidoptera; Nymphalidae. The record is from the annotation of a GenBank genome assembly.
AUGGCUUGUAAGCUACAUCGAGUGAGAUAUUAUAAUCCAAAACCGGUACAAAUAAAUUGUGUCUCAUUUAAUAAGACCAGUAAACGAAUAGCUUUGGCAAGACAAGACGCGUCUAUAGAAAUAUGGGAUUUAAAUUAUGCACCUCUCCUUGUGCAAUGUAUUUCUGGCACGGAAGAUACUUCGGUGGAAGCUCUUGGUUGGGUGCACGACAGGCUUUUAUCAACAGGGCUUGGCGGUGCUCUUAUAGAAUGGGAUCUAGAGAGUCUGAGGAUAAAAUGUUCAGUGAUGCUCACGGGUUAUGCCGCUUGGUGUCUUGAUGUAAACUCGGCAAACACUGUGGUAGCUGUUGGUACAGAACAAGGCUACAUCAACUUAUACUCUGUAGAAAAUAAUGAAAUUGUCUAUAAAAAACUCUUUGACAAACAGGAAGGCAGGAUUAUGUGUUGUAAAUUUGAUAAAACCGGCAACACUCUGGUUACAGGCUCAGUGGACACCAUAAGAGUUUGGAAUGUAGAGAUGGGAUAUGCUACUUGCAGGAUUUCCGUCAACAGAAGGGGCAAAGAGACUAUAGUGUGGUCGUUAGCUGUACUUUCUGAUAACACUGUUGUGUCCGGAGACAGUCAUGGAAGACUUACAUUCUGGGAUGGCAACCUCGGAGAUCAGAUUGAAGCCUACACAACCCACAAGGCUGACAUUCUGUCCAUUGUUGUGUCGGAUGAUGAGAGAAGUCUAUACUGCAGUGGAGUGGAUCCAGUCAUAACCAACUUUGUGAAGGUCAAUAACAGUGCAGGCAAACAGACAUGUGCUCGCUGGGUGAAAAAUGUUCAGAGGAAUAUUCAUGAACAUGAUGUAAGAGCUCUUAUUCUGAACGGUGAGAAAUUAUUAUCAGUUGGAGCCGAUGGAUAUUUGACACUAUCAAGUUACCCACCGAAGUGGGUGAUGAGAAUCCCACCCAUGAUUCCAGCACCAAGAUCAUCAGUUAGCGCUCAUAACAAGUUAUUACUCCUUAGAUACAGCAAUUUUCUUGAAAUAUGGAAAUUGGGUUCGUAUGCCGUCAACAAGAAUGGUAAUGUCACAGUGAAUAGUGUCAAUGUGGAGCCGAGUCUUAAUUCAAGUAACAACCAAUUGGAACAAGAUUCACAAUUCAUAACUCAAGUAGGAAAACACACUCAGAAACAGACUUUAAAACUGACAGAGCAGCCAACACGACUGGUCUCUAUACAAACUAAGGGAAAAAAACAGAUAAGAUGCUGUGAAAUGUCACCGAGUGGAGAAUUGAUUGUAUAUUCAACGGACAGCGAUUUGAGAAUGCUGAAGUUGGAUUGUGAUGAUGAUCAAAGUAAUGUAUCACUAACCAAAGUAUUCAUAAAUGGUCUAUCAUACUGUGAACGGGUUGCCUUCACCACUGACUCGAGGACAUUAGUGGCUUAUAGAGAUGGGACAGUGUACAUAUUACAAGUUGAUCCAGAAUCUGGUGCAACGGUUGUACAGACAUUACCAUGCGAUCAAUAUCUCAAGAUGAAAUCUAUUCUCCAUCUUGUUGUAUCAAAGGAUGUUUCCGGAGAUACAUAUGUAAUUGUAUCUGAUACUCAAGGGAAUAUAGCUGUUUGGGUGAAGAACAGUUCCAAGUUUGAGUACCACGCCUCAUUACCUAGAUACCACUGUUUGCCAUCGGCUAUGUCGAUUGAGGAAUUGUCAAAUAUUCUUAUUAUUGCUUAUGUGGAUCAAAAGAUAAUACAAUAUGAUCUGUGUCGUAAAAAAGUAAUCAAGAAUAAUUUCUAUGACGUUACAAAUUUGAGUGAAAGGACUUGGGCUAUUACUGGAGUGACGUCACAUCCUGUGAGACCAGCGACAAUCUUUUAUGAUGAAAUUUCACUAGCGGUCGUGGAGAAAAAUUUGCAGAACGGAUCUUACGAACCAACGCCAAAGAAGAAGAACAAAAACGAUAAGAAACACAGAUCAAAAAUUAUUCCCUUCAAGUAUUUGGUUGGAUUCCACUGGCUGGGAGACGAUGAGGCUGUGUCUUUGGAAGUCUUACCUGAGAAUAUUAUAUCACAGUUACCGCCGGUAUUGGCUAUGAAGAGACAUUCGUGA